Molecule: messenger RNA, 1041 nt
Organism: Mycena citricolor
Lineage: Eukaryota; Fungi; Basidiomycota; Agaricomycetes; Agaricales; Mycenaceae
Source: the annotation of a GenBank genome assembly
AUGUUUCUCCGACCAAAGCCAGUCUCAUCAAGCCUGCGUGCACUUCAGCGCGCCUACUCGAGCACGCCUGCGCCACAUGCACUUGUUCUUCUUGAACAGCGUCAAGGAGACAUCGACUCGGCUUCGCUAUCUGCAUUGACUGCUGCCGAGCAGUUGGGUGGACAAGUCACCGGCCUCAUCGUCGGCGCAGCCCAGCAUGUGGCUGGAGCCGUGGAGAAGGCCAAAAAACUGAAAGGCGUCACUGCACUGCUCCACUCUUCAUCGGCCCAAUACGCAGAGGCAUCGACCGAAACGGUCUCUCUUUUGCUAGAGAAGCUGCUUUCCGAGUCCUCUCCCUUCACCCAUGUCGUAUCCGCGCACACGGCAUCCGCCAAGUCACUGCUACCCCGUGUAGCAGCGCGGCUCGACCUCCCCGCCGUCUCCGACGUCACGUCUCUGGAGCACGACGCAGCCUCGAACAGCACGACAUUCACGCGCCCGAUAUACGCCGGGAACGCCAUCGCCACUGUUCGUGCAUCCUCCGCCGUUCCCAUCAAGUUCUUCACCGUCCGUUCGACGGCGUUCUCUGCCGCUACAUCCACAGACAGUGCUGCAGAGGACAAAUCGCUCGAGCCGAUCGAAGUCUCGGAGCCUCUGUCGGAGCACCUCCAGACGCUUCUCGCAAAAUCCGACCGGCCGGACCUGGGUGUUGCGAGCCGAGUCGUGUCCGGUGGCCGGGCGUUGAAGAACGCAGAGACUUUCCAGUCGACUCUGUACCCUCUGGCAGAUGCGUUGGGCGCUGCCGUCGGUGCCUCGCGGGCCGCGGUCGAUGCCGGCUAUGCAGACAACUCGCUCCAGGUCGGGCAGACCGGGAAAGUGGUUGCCCCGGAGCUCUACAUGGCCUUCGGUAUCUCUGGUGCUAUCCAACACUUGGCUGGGAUGAAAGACUCGAAGAUGAUUGUUGCUGAUCCGGAUGCUCCCAUCUUCCAAGUAGCAGAUGUUGGGCUUGUUGCGGAUCUCUUUGAAGUCGUUCCAGAAUUGGUGACGAAAUUGAAGGAAUGA